Aspergillus mulundensis is the source of this 1197-nucleotide messenger RNA. RefSeq lists its product as uncharacterized. Gene Ontology annotation, molecular function: galactonate dehydratase activity. Gene Ontology annotation, biological process: D-galactonate catabolic process. The coding region runs from base 1 to 1197 and encodes 398 amino acids. NCBI's taxonomy places the organism in Eukaryota, Fungi, Ascomycota, Eurotiomycetes, Eurotiales, Aspergillaceae. The transcript is spliced from 3 exons. The record is from RefSeq and is a predicted model, not a curated record.
AUGGCUCCGAUUGCUCAAAUAGAGUAUUUCCGCAUCCCACCGCGAUGGCUUUUCGUGAAGACAACUGAUGCGGACGGAAAUUACGGCUGGGGAGAGGCGUCCCUUGAAGGUCAUACAGAAGCCGUGGAGGGCUGCCUCGAUGCUUUCGCUCAGAGAUUCACCAACAUGGACGCGGACGAUAUCGAACAUAUAUGGCAGCACGGAUACAGGAUGGGUUUCUACAGGGGUGGACCGGUGCUUAUGAGCGCUCUGUCAGGCAUAGAUAUAGCACUCUGGGAUCUCAAAGGUGAGCAGACCCCGUCAUCAUUCGACUUGGUCGGUCUGACUAUCUGCGCAGCGAGACGACUCGGCCUCCCAAUCUAUCAGCUCCUUGGAGGCAAACUGCGGGAUAAGCUGAAAGUGUACGCUUGGAUCGGCGGGGACCGUCCGAGCGAUGUCGAAGUACAAGCUCGAGCUAGAAUGGCGCAAGGAUUCAAAGCUGUGAAGAUGAAUGCCACUGAGGACCUGUCGUGGCUCGACUCACCCCAUGCUUUGGACACUUCAGUCGAACGGCUAAAGACCGUCAAGUCGUUGGGAAUUGACGCUGGUGUCGACUUCCAUGGUAGAGUCCACAAAGCGAUGGCACAGCAACUCGCAUAUAAGCUAGCACCGCACGAGCCCUUAUUCAUCGAAGAGCCUCUCCUCUCCGAGCAUCCAGAGUCCGUCGCGGCGUUGUCCAAGCUUGUCCCGAUUCCCAUUGCUCUCGGUGAGCGACUACAUAGCCGGUGGGAUAUCAAGCCGUUCCUCGAAUCUGCGUCCAUCAGCAUCCUUCAACCAGAUAUUUGCCAUGUUGGUGGAAUUUCGGAGAUCCGUAGGAUUGCCACUAUGGCGGAAGCGUAUGAUGUCGCGUUGGCCCCUCAUUGUCCGUUGGGUCCCAUUGCUCUUGCGGCGAGCUUGCAGGUCGAUGCUGUCAGUGCCAACUUUGCUAUCCAGGAGAUGAGCUUGGGGAUACACUACAACGCAGGGUCAGCAGAUAUUGACACGUACAUCAAGAAUCCGGAUGUUUGGAAGGUGCAGGAUGGACUGAUUGAUAUUCUGAGUGGACCGGGUCUCGGGAUCGAGAUUGACGAAGAAAAGGUUCGAGCAGCUGCCAUAGAUGCAGCUGCUUGGAGGAGUCCGCACUUUAUAGGGCCGGGAGGAGAAUUGAGGGAGUGGUGA